Ornithodoros turicata is the source of this 1839-nucleotide messenger RNA. RefSeq names its product 6-phosphogluconate dehydrogenase, decarboxylating-like (gene Pgd). Gene Ontology annotation, molecular function: phosphogluconate dehydrogenase (decarboxylating) activity; NADP binding. The coding region runs from base 269 to 1756 and encodes 495 amino acids. Gene Ontology annotation, cellular component: cytosol. NCBI's taxonomy places the organism in Eukaryota, Metazoa, Arthropoda, Arachnida, Ixodida, Argasidae. Gene Ontology annotation, biological process: pentose-phosphate shunt, oxidative branch; pentose-phosphate shunt. The transcript is spliced from 12 exons. The record is from RefSeq and is a predicted model, not a curated record.
GCCCUUUCGGCAAAAGUAGUACACACUGCCGCAAGCGAACAGCUGAGAUCCUUCGUCUGCUUGCUACCGGGGGAAAUAGCCGCGAACCAGGACGUAGAAGCGGACUCGUCGUCUGCUAAAGCGUGCCCGUCCAUUGUGCGUGUCUCGUGUAGGGUUUUCUGCGGUUGUUGUGCGGCACAUAUCUGUGUUUUCCCCGCAAGGAGUACGAUAGGUCUUGCCAUAGUGACACCGCUAUACGAGCUGAGUGGCAGGUGUCGUCUGCUUCGACAUGGGUGCCGGUCUGUGCAGACGAUCUGUCAAGUGGCAACCAGGAAUGCAAGCCGAUAUUGGCCUUAUAGGCCUUGCUGUCAUGGGUCAGAACUUGAUCUUGAACAUGAAUGACCAUGGAUUUGUCGUCUGCGCCUUCAACCGAACCGUCGAAAAGGUCGACGACUUCCUGAGGAAAGAAGCGAAAGGCACCAAGGUGGUUGGGGCACACACGCUCGACGAGUUUGUCGCAAAGCUGAAGACGCCACGACGGAUCGUACUCCUUGUCAAAGCCGGAGAACCCGUGGACGCUUUCAUCAACAAGCUGACCCCUCUGCUCAGCCAGGGCGACAUCAUAAUCGACGGCGGAAACUCCGAGUACCAUGACAGUCAGCGGCGGUGCGACGCUUUGAGCGCCAAGGGGAUCCUCUUUGUCGGCUCUGGCGUCAGCGGUGGAGAGGAAGGAGCUCGGCACGGUCCCUCACUUAUGCCGGGAGGAAACAAGGAAGCCUGGCCACACAUCAAGGAGAUCUUUCAGAGCAUUUCAGCAAAGGCUGACGGGGAACCAUGCUGCGAUUGGGUUGGAGAUGGAGGUUCCGGGCACUUCGUGAAAAUGGUCCACAACGGUAUAGAGUACGGCGACAUGCAGUUGAUCUGCGAGGCCUACCACCUGAUGAAGGAUGUCACCGGACUGACCCACGACGAAAUGAGCGAGGUCCUCGCGGAAUGGAAUAAAGGCGUCCUCGAUUCGUUCCUCAUCGAGAUCACGAGUAAUAUCUUGAAGUACAAGGACAGCGAUGGUCAACACCUCCUUCCUAAGAUUAGGGACUCUGCUGGUCAGAAAGGCACAGGAAAGUGGACCGCGAUUUCUGCGCUCCAGCAUGGCAUUCCUGUCACGUUGAUUGGUGAAUCCGUGUUUGCACGCUGCCUAUCAUCCCUCAAGGACGAACGUGUUCAAGCUAGCAAAGUCCUGAAGGGUCCGACUGCAAAGUUUGACGGUGACAAGAAAGAGUUUGUGGAGCACAUCAGAAAGGCACUAUACGCCUCCAAAAUAGUGUCGUAUGCGCAAGGCUUCAUGCUGCUCCGCAGCGCAGCGAAAGAGUACAAGUGGAAUCUCAACUACGGCUCUAUUGCUCUUAUGUGGAGAGGUGGUUGCAUCAUUCGAAGUGCAUUUUUGGGCAACAUCAAGGCAGCCUUUACGAAGAACCCAGAGUUGAGCUGCCUUCUUCUGGACGACUUCUUCGUGAAAGCGGUGCAGGAUUGCCAGGACUCGUGGCGAAACGUGGUGGCCACAGCCGCUCGGCUGGGCAUCCCGACCCCGGCGUUCAGCACUGCACUGGCAUUUUACGACGGCUUCAGGUUGGACAUGCUGCCAGCAAAUCUCAUUCAGGCACAACGGGACUACUUUGGCGCCCACACGUACGAACUACUCUCGGCCCCAGGAAAGUUUGUGCACACCAACUGGACAGGUACUGGAGGGGACAUAUCGUCCAGCACUUACAACGCGUAACUUGUCCACAUUUUACACACGUUUAUCGAACGCUCGUUUCUUUUUUUUUUUCACGUAAUAAAGUUGCUAUUUUUGUCCGUUAA